CGGCGGCGGCGGCGGCGGCGGCGGCGGCUGGGGCAAUAGCAGACAGCAGUAGCGGCUGCAGCGGCAGCGCUGGCCGCCCUCGGACCUGGGGCUGGGGCAGCAGCGGCAGCAGCAGCGCCGGGGGCUGGGGGCUGCGGGCGAUGCUCGGCUGCUUUGGUGUGGUCUCCACAGGCUGGAUUGCUAUGGAAUAUGAUGAGAAGCUGGCUCGGUUUCGACAAGCCCACCUCAACCCCUUCAACAAGCAGCUGCCUGGCAGGCAGCAUGAGCAUUCAGCUGACAAGGAUUCUGAGGAUCUCUCUCCUGAAGACUCACCACUGGAUCAGCCCCAUCAGGAACCGGAGUUCAGGUGUACUGAACGCAUGAUGGACCUGGGCUUGGCUGAGGAUCACUUCUCUCGUCCUGUGGGUCUGUUCCUGGCUUCGGAUAUUGAGCAGCUCCGGCAGGCCAUUGAGGAGUGCAAGCAGGUGAUCUUGGAGCUGCCGGAGCAUUCUGAGAAGCAGAAGGAUGCUGUCGUGAGGCUGAUCCACCUGCGGCUGAAGCUCCAGGAGCUGAAGGAUCCCAAUGAAGAUGAACCCAAUAUCCGCGUCCUCCUUGAGCACCGGUUCUACAAGGAAAAGAGCAAAAGUGUCAAGCAGACCUGUGACAAAUGUAGCACCAUCAUCUGGGGCCUGAUCCAGACAUGGUACACCUGCACAGGUUGCUACUAUCGUUGUCAUAGCAAGUGCCUGAACCUCAUCUCCAAACCCUGUGUCCGCUCAAAGGUCAGUCACCAGGCAGAGUACGAGCUGAACAUUUGUCCGGAGACUGGCCUGGAUAGUCAGGAUUAUCGCUGUGCUGAAUGUCGGGCGCCAGUGUCUCUACGGGGUGUGCCUAGUGAGGCUCGGCAAUGUGACUACACUGGUCAGUAUUACUGCAGUAACUGCCACUGGAAUGAUCUGGCCGUCAUUCCCGCCCGAGUCAUCCAUAACUGGGACUUUGAGCCUCGGAAGGUAUCGCGAUGCAGCAUGCGCUAUCUCACACUGAUGGUGUCCCGGCCAGUGCUCAAACUACGGGAGAUCAACCCGCUCUUAUUCAACUAUGUGGAGGAGCUGGUGGAGAUCCGGAAGCUGCGGCAGGAUAUCCUGCUCAUGAAGCCAUAUUUCAUCACUUGCAAAGAGGCCAUGGAAGCUCGCCUCCUCUUACAGCUCCAAGACCGGCAGCACUUUGUGGAGAACGAUGAGAUGUACUCCCUGCAGGACCUAGUGGACAUCAACAUUGGCCGCCUCAGCUGCUCUCUGACAGAGAUCCAUACUCUCUUCGCCAAACACAUCAAGCUAGACUGUGAGCGGUGUCAGGCCAAAGGCUUUGUAUGUGAACUCUGCAAAGAAGGUGAUGUACUUUUCCCCUUCGACAGCCACACAUCAGUAUGCACAGACUGCUCUGCUGUCUUCCACAGGGAUUGCUACUAUGACAACUCUACCACAUGCCCCAAAUGUGCUCGGCUGAAUUUGCGGAAACAGUCACUCUUCCAGGAGCCCAGUCCAGAAGCUGAGGCCUAGAAUGCUGGCACUCCUGCCCCAGUGCCCUGCCAACACACCAGCCACUGCCAGCACCAGAGACAAGGCGACUCCCUCGUGACUCAGGGAGUAACUAUGCUGCUGGCUCUUCUCCCUGAGAUGUGAACGAAGCAAACGAGGUCACGCAAGAGCACUCUUUUGGAGUGAAGAAAUGAGGGCGAUUCUUGGGGACCAUGCUGUGGGGACUGUGGUAUGAGCUGGUCCAACUGGGCAGAGGCGUCCACAUUAGUCUCAGCAGCUGUGUUGGUGGGAAUGGAGUGUGGGGAAGAUGUCAUCUCCCCAAAGAAGCAGAGCCCAGCCUCCCUUGGGGACCCGGAUGCAGUGGCCAGGGACUUAUUGGCAUCUCUUCCUACUUGGAGUGUGGACAUCUGUGUAUAGACCAGGUCCUACCUCUGGAGUAGGAGGGAUAGCAAGUUAGCUAUUAGCAGGGACACCGGGGAAAGUAAUCAAAACCACCCAAUGAAUCUGGGCUAAUCAAACCCUCAGACCUUGAGGUUGUGAGGAACUUCUUCCCUGAGAUCAUCCAUAGUUUCCUCAAAGGAAAAAUGGGCUUUAUCUAGUAUCCCUCAUACCACCGCCCUCCCUGGGACCUGUAGCCUUUUGAAGGCUGCUCGUUUUAUUGGCUAAGGCUGUUAAUUUUCAUCUAAUGUUGCCCCAUGUCGUUUCGAGGGUCACCUAGCCAAGUGGGAAAUUUCCUUCUUAUUUAAGUCCUUUUUUGAGGGGAGGGGAAGCCCUUCAGGGCUAAUAGGUACUGCCUGUCUUCUAUUUUUUGCAUAAUCCAUCUAGCCCUUCUUGCCUCUGCCCACACCUCUGCCAAGGGUGGAGGAAAUAGGUGCUUCUCUUGCUGGGUGACAUGACAGCCGCUCUUCCUUCUUUGGCUCAGUUAAACUUGUUUCUUCAUCAUACAGGCAAGAGGAGCGCAGCACCUUGAGAAGGGGUGUCUUGGACCCCAGAUAGUAAGUGCUGGGAAUUGCUCUGUGCAAUUACUGAAUGAAGCCUGAGAAAAAGAUUGUUAGGGGAGAGAGAGAGAUGGAACAUUCUACAAAAGGCAAUCUUCAUAUUUCUCUGGACCAAAUUGCCAUCCGGGAACCUUGUUUUUGCCACUCUUGUUGCCCAAAGAGUUAGACACUAGGGCUGGGGGAUGCAGGACUGGAAACCACAAGGCCUUUCCUGAAUAUUUGGCACUUGUCUUUUUGUUUACAUGUAGAGCUGAGACAUGCUGAUCUCACUUUCUACUCCCUCAAAAAGCCCAAGUCUGGGAGCAAGCUGCUUUAUUCCCUUCCACAAAAGAUAAGUGGGGACAAGGUAGAGAAUGGGGAUGGAAAACUUCAAUAAGGAACUUUUGUAUUUGGUAACCAUUUUUCAUUUGGAGUUAAGAGGCUUUAUCUGUUUUAGGACCUGUAUCAUUCAUCUUCUGUACCAGGCUUUCACAUUUCUUGGGCUUGGGCUAUAGAGAGGGCAUAGGAGGAUUGUUUGUUCUGUCUGUAGAAAAGUCCCUGAUGGAGACUAGAACUGAGUUUCUGAUCCAUACAGUAAAGGGGAAGGGUUUCAAAUACUUGGUGAAAGAAGAAGUGACAGUGUCUUUAAAAGGAGAACCAUGGCCUCCUCUACUCAGAGUAGUCUCUGAAUACCCCAAUCGUAAAACUGAUAGGAAAGUAUCAACUUUUGUAUCAGGGGGUAAGUAUCUGAGUCAAAGAAGGAACGUGGAAGAAAGAUCUAUGGGUCUCUGGUAUCCUCUAGCUGUAGAGAACUAGGUUGGAGUAGUAUGUGGAUUAUCUAGAUUAUUAACAGGUGGCUACAACCUGUUUCUCUAGCUGUGGUAUCUUCAUGCCCUUAACUCUCCUUUCCUUUCUCUGUACACAUUACCAUGCUUGAGAUGGCUUUGUGCUUUGGUUCUCCAUGCAUAUAGUAUAUAAAGUCAGAAAAGUAGCUGUAGGACAGGAUGGAUUGUGGCUCCCCUCUGUCAUUCAUCUCCCUUUCUGAUGAGAGCAAAUGAGGGGAUUUUUUUGUGUAGACAGAAAGUAAGGUGGCUUCUUGGCCCAAUCUGCAAACUGGAUAAUAGCAACAUAGCCCAGUUAAGUCUCUGAAUCUCAAUCAUCUCUGAAUCUCAAUCAAUCCUCCUCCAUUUAUAUUGUUCCUCACUGGAGCAUGUCAUGACAAAAACACAAGAGUUAUGUUCAUCUGCUCAAAUUCUGUUGCUUUGGGCUGAUCACUUCACCUAUAUCUCAAUUUACCUCAUUUGGAAAAUAAGGAUAGUAAUACUGACCUACCUACCUUGUGGCGGGUCUAUGAGAAAAUUAAUGUUGGAAAAGCACUUUAGCAGACAAAGCGUGCAAUAUGAGUGCUAAAUUUAUUUUAUUGGACCUCAUCUCUAUCUCUUUUGCAAUAGAAAACAUGAAGAAUCAGCUGACUACUUUAAAAUAGUCUUUGAUUUUUUUUCUCCAUUCCCAAAUCUCCACAAUUCUUUUCUAUAUGACACUUCUGAUCAUUGAAUUUUAUUUCCCAUUUACUCUGUAAUAAGAAUCAUAUGUGUUAUUGGGAUUUUCCUGUCAUGUAAUAAGCAUAAAAAAAGAUCACUACCAAAAAAAAAAAAAACUACUUCACACAAAAAUAUCAGUAGGUUAGCAAAUGUUGGAAAAAGUUUACUGUUUCCUCAAAAACCCAGCCUCCAUUUCUCCUGGUGGAAUGAGUCCUGCUUUUCAAUCAGAUCAAGGGUCCUCUAUAUAGAAUACUUUUUUUGAUGUUCUCCCCAAAGACCAUAUUUACAAAGGAAAAAAUUAGUAAGGGGCCAGUUGGUAUAUGUAACAGACACUGCAUUACAUGAUACUUCUGUAGACAGAUGGGAAAGGCCUCCAAGGAAAACAAUGGGGGGCUAGCUAGGCUUUGUGGCAGUAUCUGCCUUUGGUAAGCACAAAGCCAGACUGUUCAAUGGCAAGCAAAGUGCCCAAACACUUGCCUGAAAAAUGGAUUCAGCAGUUAUAUUGAUUAUCCAAAUUACUGUAUUAUUAAAUAAUUUUAAUGUGCA
Antechinus flavipes (yellow-footed antechinus) is the source of this 4581-nucleotide messenger RNA. RefSeq names its product differentially expressed in FDCP 8 homolog (gene DEF8). The transcript has 12 exons. The record is from RefSeq and is a predicted model, not a curated record. NCBI's taxonomy places the organism in Eukaryota, Metazoa, Chordata, Mammalia, Dasyuromorphia, Dasyuridae. The coding region runs from base 141 to 1538 and encodes 465 amino acids.